Linum trigynum is the source of this 3963-nucleotide messenger RNA. The record is from the annotation of a GenBank genome assembly. Lineage: Eukaryota; Viridiplantae; Streptophyta; Magnoliopsida; Malpighiales; Linaceae.
GUUCUCCAUCGUCGCCACCAGUCCACCACCACCACCGCCGCUUCUACCGCCGUAUCGUUAUACCGCCGCUCUGUCCCCUGUUCGCCGUACUGUGCAAACCCUAGAUCCAGCUUCCACUAACACUCUCUCCAGAUCUCUCUGUUGUCUUUCAGGUAAUUUACUCUCUCCGAUCCCUCCGAAAUUUCCGAUUUUCCUUUCACGUACUUUAUUGCUGGAUUCUGAUUCUGAUGCAAUGUUUUCUUACUGCAGAGUUCGUAAAGAUGGUGUCAGACGCGAGCAAGAAGAAGGCGGCGCAGAAGAAGGCCGCGGCCGCGGCCAAGAGAGGCGGAAAGGUAGCUGCCGCCGCCGCAUCCUCGAAGGCCGCUGUUUCCUCGCAGAACGGGAACGCCGUCGACAAGUUGUCUAACGGAAUUGGAACGAUGGAGAUUUCCGAUCGUAAUUGUACCGGCGUCCUCUGUUCCCAUCCUCUAUCCAGGGAUAUUCGGAUCGAGUCUUUGUCAGUGACGUUUCAUGGACAUGAUCUCAUUGUAGAUUCCAUGCUGGAGCUCAAUUACGGCAGGCGUUAUGGUUUGCUCGGAUUAAAUGGAUGCGGGAAAUCGACGCUGCUUACUGCAUUAGGCCGCCGAGAGCUUCCAAUUCCUGAACACAUGGAUAUAUAUCACCUUACUAGAGAGAUUGAAGCAUCUGACAUGUCUUCACUUCAGGCUAUUAUCAGUUGUGAUGAAGAGAGGAUCAAACUGGAGAAAGAAGCUGAGGUGUUGGCAAGUCAGGAUGAUGGUGGUGGCGAAACACUUGAGCGAAUUUAUGAGCGUUUGGAUGCUCUGGAUGCAGCUACAGCUGAGAAGCGUGCUGCUGAAAUAUUGUUUGGUCUUGGUUUUGAUAAGCAAAUGCAGGCAAAGAAGACCAGAGAUUUCUCUGGUGGCUGGAGAAUGAGGAUUGCGCUGGCUAGAGCUCUGUUCAUGAACCCCACUAUUCUCUUACUAGAUGAGCCUACUAAUCAUCUUGAUUUAGAAGCUUGUGUUUGGUUGGAGGAAAUGUUGAAGAAAUUCACUAGAAUCUUAGUGGUGAUUUCCCACUCUCAGGAUUUCUUGAAUGGUGUCUGCACAAACAUAAUACACAUGCAGAACAAGAGUUUGAAGAUUUACUCUGGCAACUACGAUCAGUAUGUCCAAACUCGUUCUGAGCUGGAAGAGAAUCAGAUGAAGCAGUACAAAUGGGAGCAAGAGCAGAUUGCUAAUAUGAAGGAGUACAUUGCUCGAUUCGGUCAUGGAUCGGCCAAGUUGGCUCGGCAGGCACAGAGCAAAGAAAAGACCCUUGCUAAGAUGGAGCGGGGCGGGCUCACUGAAAAAGUGGUCAGAGACAAAGUCCUCAUAUUUCGCUUUGUCGAUGUGGGCAAGCUCCCGCCGCCCGUACUCCAGUUUGUCGAGGUGUCAUUUGGCUACACGCCUGAAAAUCUCAUUUACAAGAAUAUAGACUUUGGUGUCGACCUGGACUCUAGAGUCGCAUUGGUGGGUCCCAAUGGCGCUGGCAAGAGUACAUUGUUGAAGCUCAUGACCGGAGACUUGCACCCUACUGAUGGCAUGGUUCGUAGGCACAACCACCUGAGGAUAGCUCAGUUCCAUCAGCACUUGGCUGAGAAACUCAACCUGGACAUGUCCGCACUCCAGUACAUGAUGAGAGAGUAUCCAGGGAACGAGGAGGAGAAAAUGAGGGCCGCAAUUGGGAAAUUCGGGCUGACCGGAAAGGCCCAAGUCAUGCCGAUGAAUCACCUGUCUGAUGGACAAAAGGCAAGGGUGAUUUUUGCUUGGCUGGCUUACAGGCAGCCGCACAUGCUGCUUCUGGACGAGCCGACGAAUCACUUGGAUAUCGAAACCAUAGACUCUCUGGCCGAGGCAUUGAGCGAGUGGGACGGUGGUUUGGUUCUUGUUAGCCACGAUUUCAGGCUCAUAAACCAGGUGGCCCAGGAGAUAUGGGUGUGCGAGAAUCAGGCUGUUACACGGUGGGAGGGUGACAUCAUGGGCUUCAAGGAGCACCUCCGAAGGAAGGCUGGCCUAUCUGACUAAACUAAUGUCAGAUUGGGCGGGAUGGAUCGAUCGGUGCAGCAUUCCUUAUCAAAGUGUAGUCUGCAGCAGCUGCUACUGUUGUGUGUACCAAUGCACGGCUAUCGCUGCAUAUUGCACAGCGUAGAUACGAGGAGGAGGAAUGGUUGUCGAUCGAUGGAUGGAUGGUUAGUGAUCCCUUUUCGCAUACAAGCUCAUCUGGUGCAGAUUAUGAUAGACAAUCUAGUGAUCAGUGAGAGCGCGGAGAGGGAGUGUCGUGACAGCAAGCUGGAGAGGUGCCCUGAAUUCAUUGUUGUGAGCCAAUGUGGGGGUUGCGCCGGAAUGUCCAUUGCUGCUCUCUCACUGGCCACUGCUCUAUAAGGUUGGUGUUAGAUUAUCAGUAUUGUUUUUGCUUCAAUCUAUUAUUAAGAUAUAUAUUUUUUCGAGUACUUGUGGUGCGAGUAGUAUAUACUUGAGGACUGCAUCUGUUAUGGGUUUGAGAACUGUCUUUUUUCGGAUUAUUUUAGGUUAUAUUAUGACUAUAUGGAUUGUAAACAAUGAAUGCUUGAGAGAGGCACCACUCCAGUGGGUUGAUCUCAUAUGUUAAAGAUGAAAGGAGUAUGUUUGUUAACGAUUUUUAUUCUUCUUGUUUGCCUGCCAAAGCCGGAAGCCAUCUGGUGCAGUGGUUCUGCUGCUUGUUGAAUGCAUGCUACAAGCAGGCAUGGUUUGGUAAGAGUAAGAUGCAAAGCAGCACACGCUUCUACGCUUGUGCGGUGUUGGCUCUUUGGCGAGUUUCGCGACCUUGUAACUGCAUGGCCGUCUAUGGUUCUGUAUUCGGUGAUUUCAUCUGGUUUUACUCUGAAGCAGUCAUUGAACAUGACAAUGUGUGGAAGCAGCCCCCGAACAAUUUAGCUGUUGAUGCUGGGAUCGUAAUCUCAGUCAGCAAUAAUGACUCUGGCCAAAUUUGUCCAUUUUGGUCAGCCAAGACGGUUGGAUGAAACAAAAAAAAAGUGAGGAAGAGGGCACCAAAUUAGGAGUCAAUUUGUGGUUGCCAACGGGUCCAACCAUAAGUUUAACUAUAUAAAUAAAUAAAUAGAUUGGAUGUCAAGCCUAGAUUUUUAUUCCCCUCUUGUUAUCUACCGGGAAACAGAAAGCAAAAUAAAUAAAUAAAUAAAUAAAUGGUGGAAAAAAGGAAUAGGUAGACAGUGAGACAGGCCAAACUAACAAUCAACACUUUUUUUAUAGGAAAUUUGGACUAAAAAGAAUACACAAUGAAAGUGAAAAGGGUUGGAGGUGGGGUUCCUCAAAAUAGAAUAGGGAAGAGAAGCCAAGCGACAAUAUUAUGAGCAAUCCGCUAAACUAUAAAAGCAAGCCUGAAGAACAAGACUGGAAUGUAAGUAGGAGUUUUCAAUUCAUUAUGCACUGCUGGGCUCCUUUUCUUUUUUCACCUGCCCCUGUCCCAACAAUGAAAAGUGGCCUACAAAUAUAUUUGAGUUUGACACCACAAUAUUUCUCACUCCCCCCACCUAUUAAAUGGGAUCCAUAAUCAGUACUUAUUUGGAUUGGAGAAUUUUUAAAGGACCAUUUUGUCAUUUUACCAGUAAGGGAAACCUGAAAAUCGAUAUUGUUCUUGAGUUUCAUAGUCUACUAAAAUAUUGAUUUCAGCAAAUCAAGUGAUAACUAGACAAAAAAAAAAGGAUCUAUAACCAGACUUUGAUCCAACAGUUGGAUGGCAUCGAAGCGGAUCGGGGGCGGGUAGCCACUAUCCGAUGCCCGCCCGCUAAAAUAGGCGGGUUUACCCGUGCCCGUCCCCGCCAGUGUAACGAGUCAGAGUUGGAUACCGUCCCCGUCAUUGGGUGGUUUUCCGGAUGCCCGCGGAUUGUUAAUACCCGAUACACAAUGCUAAAAAACAGAAUUUCUGAUA